AUCAUCCUCUUCCUCCUCCAUUCACAUCCCUAAAUUUCACUCCACCGCGCACCGCCCUCACACGCAAUCAUUUCUUAAUCCAAAUUCCACAAAUCCAAAUGCACACAUACCCGUGAAAAAGCAAACCCUACCCUACUUUUUCCAAGAAUUCGAACCCACCCCCUCACAAGCACAACCGCCUUUCCAAUCCCAUUCUCACAUGUGGACACCUACGUGAACCUUGCUUCCAUCACCGCUCUCCCCCUUUCCCUCCCACUUCCUAUAUAUUUUUCCACAUCCUUGAUCCUUGCACACCUUCAGAUCCAUCCAAUUCAAGCCCUAAGCUUCUCCCAUGGCCUCCGUCUCCAUCCUCGUCACCGGCGCCGCUGGAUACAUCGGCAGCCACACCGUCCUUCAGCUUCUUCUCUCUGGCUUCCGUGUUGUCGCUGUUGAUAAUCUUGAUAACUCCUCCCAGGUCGCCAUCGACCGCGUUGCUGAGCUCGCUGGAGACCUCGGCAAGAAUCUCACGUUUUUUAAGAUUGAUAUCCGAAAUAAAGCUGAUUUGGGGAAGAUAUUUGCUUCAGACAAUUUUGAUGCUGUUAUCCAUUUUGCUGGCUUAAAAGCAGUUGGAGAAAGUGUGCAGAAACCACUGCUCUAUUAUAACAAUAACCUUAUUGGUACAAUUACUCUCUUGGAAGUGAUGUCUGCGCAUGGAUGCAAAAAGCUUGUGUUCUCAUCGUCAGCAACAGUUUAUGGAUGGCCAAAGGAGGUACCUUGUACAGAAGAAUUCCCACUUUGUGCUGUAAAUCCAUACGGACGAACCAAGCUGUUUAUUGAAGAGAUAUGUCGUGAUAUCCAACGGUCAGACACUGAUUGGAACAUUAUAUUACUUAGAUACUUUAAUCCUGUUGGAGCUCAUCCCAGUGGAUAUAUUGGUGAAGAUCCUCAUGGAAUUCCCAACAACCUCAUGCCUUUUGUACAGCAAGUUGCUGUAGGGAGGAGACCUGCCCUUACAGUAUAUGGCAGUGACUAUUCAACAAAGGACGGGACUGGGGUACGGGAUUACAUUCAUGUUGUUGACCUAGCAGAUGGACAUCUUGCAGCUCUGAAGAAACUCUUUGAAGAUCCUAAAAUAGGCUGUGAAGUUUACAAUCUAGGUACUGGAAAAGGAACUUCUGUUUUGGAAAUGGUGGCAGCUUUUGAGAAGGCAUCUGGGAAGAAAAUUCCGCUGAUAAUGUCUGGUAGACGACCUGGUGAUGCUGAAAUUGUUUAUGCGUCUACUUCCAAAGCAGAAAAGGAGCUUAACUGGAAGGCAAAGUAUGGAAUUGAUGAAAUGUGUCGGGAUCAAUGGAACUGGGCCAGCAAGAAUCCUCGGGGAUACGGAUCACCCGAUGACGCUAAUUGAAUGAGCAGCAUCUUCUGAUUCCUUAUUUUCUGAUGUGCAGAGUAUAUACAUGUUGAUCAAUGUAUGUAUUGAAUUGGAACUUAGUCUACCUGAUCUUGGUUUUUAACAGCUGAUGUCAUUUACCAUACCCUUAACUAACCAAUUAUAAUAAGACUUUGGUGUAAAUGAAAAUUUUCAGUGGCUUCUAUA
Messenger RNA from Dioscorea cayenensis subsp. rotundata (Guinea yam), 1573 nucleotides. Its product is annotated as UDP-glucose 4-epimerase GEPI48-like. Bases 332 to 1384 code for a protein of 350 amino acids. Gene Ontology annotation, molecular function: RNA binding; UDP-glucose 4-epimerase activity. Gene Ontology annotation, biological process: galactose metabolic process; rRNA processing. The record is from RefSeq and is a predicted model, not a curated record. Gene Ontology annotation, cellular component: cytosol. NCBI's taxonomy places the organism in Eukaryota, Viridiplantae, Streptophyta, Magnoliopsida, Dioscoreales, Dioscoreaceae. The transcript is spliced from 9 exons.